This is a messenger RNA of Plectropomus leopardus (leopard coralgrouper), 2220 nucleotides long. It is a transcript of the gene rtf1, whose product is annotated as RTF1 homolog, Paf1/RNA polymerase II complex component. The record is from RefSeq and is a predicted model, not a curated record. Gene Ontology annotation, cellular component: Cdc73/Paf1 complex. Gene Ontology annotation, molecular function: DNA binding; RNA polymerase II C-terminal domain phosphoserine binding. Lineage: Eukaryota; Metazoa; Chordata; Actinopteri; Perciformes; Serranidae.
AGCAACAGCGGCUAGCCUCAGACGACACAGAGGUAGCUAGCAGGUUAGCCGCGCCGCUAAUCAUGGUGAAUGUAAAGAAACGGAAAGGUCGAGUCGUGAUUGACUCUGACUCGGAGGACAGUGCUAGCGACGAUAAUUUAGAUCAGGAACUCUUGUCGUUGGCGAAGAGGAAGAGGGUUGAUUCGGGUGAUCAGGAAGAGCAGCCGGUUAGCAAACCUGCAGCUUCUACAGACUCAGAGACAUCAGACAGUGAUGAUGAGUGGACUGUGGGUGGCACCAAAGGCAAAAAGAAGGUUAAGCCAGGGAAAGGGUCUGAGAAGAAGAAUGCCACAAAGAAGAAGGUGAAUAAAGCGACGGCGUCAGGCAGCUCAGAUGGAGACAGCUCAGCUGAGAGCUCUGCACCAGAGGAGGGUGAGGUGUCUGAUUCUGAGAGCAAUAGCUCGUCCUCCAGCUCCGACUCGGACUCCUCCGAGGACGAGGUGUUCAGGGACGGCUACGACGACGACUUGAUGGGAGACGCGGAGGACAGGGCUCGCCUGGAGCAGAUGACGGAGAAGGAGAGAGAGCAAGAGCUGUUCAACCGAAUUGAGAAGAGAGAGGUGCUAAAGAGACGUUUUGAAAUCAAGAAAAAGCUGAAGACGGCAAAGAAGAAGGAGAAAGAGGAGAAGAAGAAGAAGCAGGAGGAAGAGCAAGAAAAAAGGAAGCAAUCUCAGGUUCAAGACACACAAGUGGUCAUGUCACACAACAAGGAGAGACGAUCCAAACGCGACGAAAAACUUGACAAAAAAUCCCAGGCCAUGGAAGAGCUCAAAGCUGAACGUGAGAAGAAGAAAAACAAAACAGCUGAACUUCUCGCCAAACGUCAACCCCUGAAGACGAGUGAGGUUUACUCUGACGAUGAGGAAGAGGAGGAGGAAGAUGACGACAAGUCAUCAGUCAAAAGUGACCGCAGCUCCCGUUCAUCGUCUUAUGAUGACGACGAAAAAGAAGAAACUCCACCAAAGUCGCAGCCGGUUUCGUUACCAGAUGAGCUCAACAGGAUCCGGCUGUCCAGACACAAGCUGGAGCGCUGGUGCCACAUGCCCUUCUUUGCUAAGACUGUGACUGGCUGCUUUGUGAGGAUAGGGAUCGGGAACAGCAGCAGUAAACCAGUUUACAGGGUUGCUGAAAUUGUGGAUGUGGUGGAAACGGCAAAAGUUUACCAACUUGGAUCAACACGAACAAACAAGGGAUUACAAUUAAGGCACGGCGGUGACACACGGGUGUUCAGGCUAGAGUUUGUAUCGAAUCAGGAGUUUAUGGAAAACGAGUUCAUGAAGUGGAAAGAAGCCAUGGUUGUUGCUGGAAUGCAAGUACCGACUCUUGACGAAAUCACCAAAAAGGAGCAGUCCAUCAAAGAAGCUCUUAACUACAAGUUCAAUGACAAAGACAUAGAAGAUAUUGUCAAAGAGAAGGACAGAUUCCGAAAAGCGCCACCCAAUUAUGCCAUGAAGAAAACGCAGUUACUCAAAGAUAAGGCCAUGGCUGAAGAGAGUGGAGAUGGCGACAAAGUCAAAGUGAUUCAGGAUGAGCUGAACGAGCUUGAGGAAAGAGCAGAAGCACUUGACAGACAGAGAACCAAGAACAUCUCUGCCAUCAGCUACAUCAAUCAGAGGAACAGAAGCUGGAACAUCGUUGAAUCUGAGAAAGCUCUUGUGGCUGAAGGACAAAAUUCUAAAAACCAACAGAUGGACCCUUUCACAAGAAGACAGUGCAAACCCACCAUGGUGUCAAAUGCCAGAGACCCGUCAGUCCACGCAGCUAUUCUCGCUCAUCUGAACCAGAAGUACGGCUCUGGGUCAGCACAAGAUCCUUCUGGUGGAGAGAAGAACAAACUGGGUCAAGCGAACCCAAAAGACAAAGAUGUCCCCAAGCCAACCACUGACCUCUCAGAAGACUUGUUUAAAGUUCAUGAUUUUGACGUUAAGAUCGACCUACAGGUUCCCAACGCAGAGGCAAAGUCUCUCUCCGUGAGCUCCAACGCGCUGCCGGUGAAGGACGGCGCUCCCCGCAGGUCCCUCAACCUGGAAGACUACAAGAAGAGGAGGGGGCUGAUCUGAUGUGGUCGUCCGUCUUUCAGAAACCACAUUGCAUGAGUAAUUGGCUGCGCAGAGAGAGAGAGAGUGUGUCUGUGUGUCUGUCUGUCUGUCUGUGUGUGUGUGUGUGUGUGUGUGUGUGUGU